ACCAUGUCUUCCGCUCAAGAUGUCAAUGGUUCAGUUAGUAGUGGGCGCUUUGGUAUGAUUAAAAAGGUCUUCGGGUUUUUCGACUUUUGUCUCGUCAACCUCUCGUUGUUCCUAAAUGGAACUAGAGAAAUCCUCUAUUUUCAAACCUUUCUCUGGUUAUUCGUCUCCUAUUUUUGCUUACUCUCCUGUGACUUUAUCGAUCAAGAUCUCUACCCGACGCUGCUCAUAUGCUGUUUACCUGCAAUUUAUUUCACCCCGUUUGGCAUCAUAGUUUAUCUAUUGGGACCUACGCUGUCUACAACGCUCGUCAACUUACUCGGUGACAACAACCACAUCUACACAGCCUUGAUGUGCUUUGUUGAAGCAACAGUCAUUUGGGCCAUUACUCUCCUAAAGAGCAAAAUUUCUGACUAUCACUCCACGACCUUGGUAGUGUUAGUCAUCGGACUCUACUACACCACGGUGGUUGUCGCAGAGCUUCUCCAAAUCAAAGACAGAGGUUUGGCGAACGGUUUAGCCACCGUCAUUCUUUUUCUUCUGGUAAAGCGAUUCCAGUUCUUGUCAGUGCCGAUCACGGCCGUAAUCAUCUUCGGAAAAUACCUCGUCUGUUCCGACUGCUGCAAGUUUUGCCGAGCUCGGAAGCCCAGAGUAGACGAAGCCAAAGAAAACACCCGACAGAUUAUUAUACGCGACUAUAUGUUCGGCAAAUAUGCGAAGCCUCAUGAUGGUGUUAGUGGAAGAGGAGGUAUAUGAGUUCUGAGUCCAAUGAAGAUAUAAUUACGUACGUACGGAGGCCUGAUGAUGUGUCAAGGUGUUACUAUAAUUAUUAUUACUUCAAUAAAAAAAAGAACACUAAUUAAUUAGUUAGUCGUUUAAUAAUUAACAUAAGUGUUGCUUAUUAGCAACUUAGCUUGGCUGAUGAUUUUUUUAGUAUUACUACAGUGUUUUGAGUUUGGAUACAGUAUAUGGUUUGUUAAUAAGAUCAAAUGUCUAUUU
Messenger RNA from Capsella rubella, 996 nucleotides. RefSeq lists its product as uncharacterized. The transcript has 2 exons. Lineage: Eukaryota; Viridiplantae; Streptophyta; Magnoliopsida; Brassicales; Brassicaceae. The coding region runs from base 4 to 753 and encodes 249 amino acids. The record is from RefSeq and is a predicted model, not a curated record.